AUGGCCGGCAGCCGGCGCUUGUGGAAAGCACAGAAACAUAAAGGCAAAGAGAGACCCACAAGUUAUCGUUGUGAUCACUGCAAGAAAAUCUUCACCACUUCAUCAGGUCUGAGAAAACAUAAGAUGAUUCACACUGGAGAUAAACCGUUUAGGUGUGAUCAGUGUGGAACAGCUUUUACCACAUCAGGUAAUCUAAAGAUUCACCAACGUAUUCACACUGGAGAUAAACUGUUUAGGUGUGAUCAGUGUGGAGCAGCUUUUACCCAACAAGGUAGUCUAAUGACUCACCAACGUGUUCACACUGGAGAUAAACCGUUCACUUGUGAUCAGUGUGGAGCAGCUUUUAGCACAUCAGGUAAUCUAAAGAUUCACCAACGUAUUCACACUGGAGAUAAACCGUUUAGGUGUGAUCAGUGUGGAGCAGCUUUUACCAGACAAGAUCAUCUAAGGACUCACCAACGUAUUCACACUGGAGAUAAACCGUUUCGGUGUGAUCAGUGUGGAGCAGCUUUUACCACAUCAGGUAGUUUAAUGACUCACCAACGUGUUCACACUGGAGAAAAACCGUUUAGGUGUGAUCAGUGUGGAGCAGCUUUUAUCACUAAAAGUAAAUUAAAGAUUCACCAACGUAUUCACACUGGAGAAAAACCGUUUAGGUGUGAUCAGUGUGGAACAGCUUUUACCACAUCAGGUAAUCUAAGGACUCACCAACGUAUUCACACUGGAGAAAAACCGUUCAGAUGUGAACAGUGUGAGGCAGCUUUUACCAGAUCAAGUGAUCUAAAGACUCACCAAAGUAUUCACACUGGAGAUAAACCGUUUAGGUGUGAUCAGUGUGGAGCAGCUUUUAGCACAUCAGGUAAUCUAAAGAUUCACCAACGUAUUCACACUGGAGAUAAACUGUUUAGGUGUGAUCAGUGUGGAGCAGCUUUUACCCAACAAGGUAGUCUAAUGACUCACCAACGUGUUCACACUGGAGAUAAACCGUUCACUUGUGAUCAGUGUGGAGCAGCUUUUAGCACAUCAGGUAAUCUAAAGAUUCACCAACGUAUUCACACUGGAGAUAAACCGUUUAGGUGUGAUCAGUGUGGAGCAGCUUUUACCCAACAAGGCAAUCUAAGGGCUCACCAACGUAUUCACACUGGAGAUAAACCGUUCAGAUGUGAUCAGUGUGAGGCAGCUUUUACCACAUCAAGUCAGCUAAAGAAGCACCAACGUACUCACACGAGUGAUAAACUCUAAAGAUGUGAUCAGUUUGAAGUGUGGAAUUGCAAAAAACACCUCAGCACAGCAAAAGAAGCUAAAUAAUCAGACAUCAUUCCAAAACUUGAAAGACUAACAUAUGAUGCCCCCUGGACACCUCCUGGGAAGGUGUUCCUGGCAUGUCCCACCAGGAGAAGAGUCAGGACACACCG
Messenger RNA from Cololabis saira (Pacific saury), 1415 nucleotides. Its product is annotated as zinc finger protein 665-like. The record is from RefSeq and is a predicted model, not a curated record. The transcript is spliced from 3 exons. Gene Ontology annotation, cellular component: nucleus. The coding region runs from base 1 to 1242 and encodes 413 amino acids. Lineage: Eukaryota; Metazoa; Chordata; Actinopteri; Beloniformes; Belonidae.